AACGUUGCAUUUAGAAGUAGCGCCAUUAUUCUAUAAAAGGACCAUGUUUAUUUGUAUGUGUUUGUGACCAUAUCUUGAAAAUGUUGAUAGAAAUACCGGAGCUAAGGCGAUGCUGCUGCUGCCUGCCUUUACGACGUGGCAUCCUUAUAUUUGGAUACAUAAGCUUGUUCCUGACAAUAUUAUUCGGAACCCUGCAGAUAGUACUAUGUGUGUUCUAUCACAACAUGAAGAGUUCGUUCGCGACCACCGCGGCUCUGUAUCGGGGGGUGAUCAUGGAAGUACAACUUUGCAUCGUGUUCUUACUGUAUAGCCUGGACAUAGUGUUCCACAUCGUCCUCAUUGUUGGUGCUCAUAUGAAGAGACGUCGUCUACUGCGAAUCUAUUACUACUAUGAGCUGACGACGAUGGUGGCUACCUUCGUAGUGGUACUGAUCACAUACAUCGACCUCCACAGAUACCCGCGGUGGAACUUCAUCCUCACAGAGUUCUCUCUGGCUUUUACUGGAUUCGUGUUACAGGUGUACCUCGUGCUCCUCGUCCGAAGCGAGCUGAACAAGGACCGGUACCAGGAAGGCACAUCCAGCUUUAUCAACCACGUUGCUGAGGUCUUCAUAGACCCCCCACUCAGGCGACAAUGGAGAACUGAUCUCUAGAUAUAACAAACUUAUAGAUAACUAGCUAUUGCCCCCGAAUUCGUCCG
Molecule: messenger RNA, 700 nt
Organism: Spodoptera litura
Lineage: Eukaryota; Metazoa; Arthropoda; Insecta; Lepidoptera; Noctuidae
Source: RefSeq, a predicted model, not a curated record